AUGGGGUUUUCACCAUUCUUCCCAAACCCUCUGCUUCCUCCUGUCAAAAACCCUAACAAGCGUAGUGCUUCUCCACCACCAAGUAAGAAGCAAAAGGUAGCUGAUGAUGAGAUAGACACAGAUCAAGAAGGCAUUGAGCAACUCCGCGACGUCGUUUCUGUCAGUGGAGUCAAUCUUGUGGAAGAGCAAGAGCGCAUGCUGUUGCUUUCGGGGCUCAAGAAGCAGCAAGCAUCUCGAAAAAUUGUGCUUCAAGAAAACCAAGAAGCGCUGGUUUUGCAGAAGAUUCCCCUGCAGAAAAAGUUGGAGGGAAUCAUGGGGAGGUGUGGUUUGAGAAUUGGUGUAGACAAAGAUGUGGAGAGAUGCUUGUCAAUGUGUGUGGAGGAGAGAAUGAGGGGGAUCAUAUGCAAUUUGAUUAGACAGUCGAAGCAGUGGGUUGAUUGCGAAAAAUUGAGACACCACACUGUUUCUACAUCUGAUGUGAAGCAAGAAAUUAUGAUUCUCAACAAGAAGGCUAUGGAAGAGUUGCAGGGAACGGCUCAGAAGCUUAAUGAAGCUCAGGUUAGCACUUAG
Rosa rugosa (rugosa rose) is the source of this 570-nucleotide messenger RNA. Its product is annotated as transcription initiation factor TFIID subunit 4b-like. Lineage: Eukaryota; Viridiplantae; Streptophyta; Magnoliopsida; Rosales; Rosaceae. Bases 1 to 570 code for a protein of 189 amino acids. Gene Ontology annotation, molecular function: RNA polymerase II general transcription initiation factor activity; DNA binding. Gene Ontology annotation, biological process: transcription initiation at RNA polymerase II promoter. The transcript has a single exon. Gene Ontology annotation, cellular component: transcription factor TFIID complex. The record is from RefSeq and is a predicted model, not a curated record.